GGGUCCACUUUUGCAACAGUGAUACUAUAGUAACCACUGACAUAAAUGCAUGUUUUUUUAUUCUUAGAAAAGUACGAUUUUAUAAACAAAAACAAAAUGUUACAGAUCACUUAUUUUAUCAGCUAAGGCGCUCUUAUUUAUAGAGGUGGUUAGUUGUAAUAGACGAUCUUCGAAGUUUGGUUCUGUAUACACGGAUCACAACAAUAAUGGCGGCUGCAGCACGACUUUUCCUUCGAGGCGUAUACUCGAAACUUCCUAUCUCCAGUGUAUCGACGGUACCGCAAAGCCCAUUUGGACCUGCAUUGCUGAAACUGUCACCGAACUGCAACUCCGAUCCCAAAACACAGCGUAGACAUGCAGCACACUUCACCUUCCAGCCCGACCUCGUCCCGACCCAGUAUGGACCAACACAGAAGAUGAAUUUUUUCCAGUCAAUUACGAGUGCCUUGGACAACACUCUUUCAAGUGACCCCACAGCAGUCAUCUUUGGGGAAGAUGUGGCGUUCGGUGGAGUGUUCCGAUGCACAGUCGGUCUGAGAGACAAAUACGGUAAGGAUCGAGUCUUCAACACUCCACUUUGUGAGCAGGGAAUUGUGGGAUUCGGUAUUGGUGUAGCUGUGGCAGGAGCCACAGCUAUUGCUGAGAUCCAGUUUGCAGACUACAUCUAUCCCGCAUUCGACCAGAUUGUCAACGAAGCUGCCAAGUACCGCUACCGCUCUGGUAACUUGUUUGAUUGUGGCAACCUCACCAUUCGGGCUCCCUGGGGAUGUGUCGGCCAUGGAUCCCUCUACCAUUCCCAAAGCCCAGAGGCUUUCUUCGCCCAUUGUCCGGGCAUUAAGGUUGUAGUACCUCGCAGCCCAGUGCAGGCCAAGGGUCUACUUCUCUCCUGCAUCGCUGAUAAGAAUCCCUGCAUUUUCUUUGAACCCAAGAUCCUUUACAGAGCAGCAGUGGAGCAGGUUCCCACAGAAGCCUACACUAUUCCACUCUCACAGGCGGAGGUUGUGGAGGAAGGAAGUGAUGUCACAUUGAUCGCCUGGGGUACUCAGGUACAUGUGAUGAAGGAAGUGGCACAAAUGGCUCAGGAGAAACUGGGUGUAUCCUGUGAGGUCAUUGACCUACGCACUAUCCUGCCAUGGGAUGCUGAAACUGUUUGCAAGUCGGUGGUGAAAACUGGACGUUUGGUCAUUAGUCAUGAGGCCCCAAUAACUGGAGGAUUUGCUGCUGAAAUCAGCUCUACAGUACAAGAGGAGUGUUUCCUUAAUUUGGAGGCUCCCAUUACUAGGGUGUGUGGUUAUGACACUCCCUUCCCUCAUAUUUUUGAACCAUUCUACAUCCCAGACAAGUGGAAGUGCUUUGAUGCAAUCAAGAAGAUGAUCAACUUCUAAAGUGGAAUAUGACGUCAGCGCUCAUCCCCGCUGUUCGCCAUCUCACUCCAGCAAGACUUUUCCGCCUCAUCUGUCAUCAUGGCCAAGUGAUUCACUUCAACUAUCUCAACCACUCUUGUUCCAGAGCCAGCUCCUGAAAGCCCUAAACGGCGAGCUCCCCAUUUUCCUCCUUCAGUGGAGAGCAGCCAAGAAAAGACACUUUGUUGACCAUCCAGUAAGGAAGCUGUGGCCAGAUGACUCCGUGUCCCUGUGUGCCCUCACAACUAAUAACUUGACAUGACGUCUGGAUUAGAAAACUUUAUUCUAUAAUGUCCUUGAUGGCAACUAUGAGGGCGACAUGAUCCAUUAUUAUAUUUUACUGUAUUUGAGUUGGUCUUCUGGAAUAAAAUGGCAUUCUAUCAUUUAA
Molecule: messenger RNA, 1791 nt
Organism: Syngnathus typhle (broad-nosed pipefish)
Lineage: Eukaryota; Metazoa; Chordata; Actinopteri; Syngnathiformes; Syngnathidae
Gene: bckdhb
Product: branched chain keto acid dehydrogenase E1 subunit beta
Exons: 11
Coding region: 207-1385 (392 amino acids)
Biological process (GO): branched-chain amino acid catabolic process; response to nutrient
Molecular function (GO): catalytic activity
Source: RefSeq, a predicted model, not a curated record